GCUUAUAAAUUGCAAGGGCUCGGCUCCCAUUUUUCUUGUAACCGAGCACAAGCUAGCUAGCUAGAUACUUACCAUCUGCUCUCUGGGGUUUGUGAAUUGCUGUGUUCAGCGGAGAAACAGAAGCAAACGACAAAACCAAAGCUUUCAAAUACUGUAUCUUCCUACCUCAGUUUUUGGUCUUUGGUGAUCAUUAACAAAAAAACAAAAAGAUGGGGCAGAUUGUUAACAUUUUGCAUGGAUUAAAGCCUGCAAUGUUGAUGGUGGUGGUUCAGGUUGUGUUUGCUGGGGUUAAUGUGCUGUAUAAAUUGGCUGCAAAUGAUGGAAUGAGCUUGAGGAUUAUCGUUGCUUAUAGGUUCAUAUUUGCCACGGCUGUCAUGAUCCCUCUUGCUCUUAUUCUUGAAAGGAAGAGGCCAAAACUGACAUGGACUGUACUGAUUCAAGCAUUCUUUUGUGGGUUACUUGGGGGCUCACUAUCUCAAAAUAUGUACAUAGAAAGCCUGGCCUUAACAUCUGCAACAUUUGUUUCUGCCAUGACUAAUCUCAUUCCAGCCAUAACUUUCAUGAUGGCCGUCACUAUUGGAUUGGAAAAGCUAGCUUUUGGAACAAUGGCAGGGAGGGCAAAGGUGUUGGGAACAGUGAUUGGAAUCGGUGGGGCAAUGCUGCUCACGUUUUACAAAGGAUUCCAAAUUAAUAUGGGAUCGAAGCAUCUUGACCUUCUACGUCAUGGACGCCACGGGGCUUCAUCACAUGCAGGCUCUGCCCAUCACCUAUUGGGCGCUUUGCUGGCUCUCUGCAGCUGCAUCUCUUACGCCCUGUGGUUGAACAUUCAGGCUAAGAUGAGUGAGAAAUACCCAUGUUAUUACUCAAGCACGGCAUUGAUAUGCAUAAUGGGAGCCAUCCAAGCCGUGGUCUUUGCACUUUGCACAGAAAAAGAUAGGAGUCAGUGGAAAUUAGGCUGGAAUAUCAGGCUUCUCACUGUUGCCUACGGGGGAAUAUUAGCAUCUGGUUUGAUGUUUAGCUUGGUCUCUUGGUGUGUGCGGAUGAGAGGUCCGCUUUAUGCAUCUGUUUUUAACCCUUUGAUGCUCGUCUUGGUAGCCUUUGCAGGCUCAUUGUUUCUUGAAGAAAAGCUCUAUCUUGGAAGCAUAAUAGGAGCAGUGCUAAUUGUGUUGGGGCUGUAUGUGGUGCUGUGGGGUAAAGGCAAGGAGAUGAAGAAGAUGAAUCAGUUAGUCCCAUCAGCAAGCUCCCCUCAAAAUGGACCCAUCGAGAUCAUUGUCACUUCUUCAGCUGAUAACACUUCCAAUAACAAUAAUGUUAUUGCUAGUAAAGAUUCACCAAAGGAAUCUUUAUUCAAUGUAAACAAUGAUUGCAUAAAUUUGGCUUGCAACUUCAGCAUUACUUGUUCCAAUGCAUCAAAAAGAAAAAUGGGGAAGGUGAGUACGAUUUUACAAGGGUUAAAGCCUGCAAUGGUGAUGGUGGUGGUUCAAACCGCGUUCGCUGGAAUGAAUCUGUUGUAUAAGUUGGCAGCAAAUGAUGGGAUGAGCUUGAGGAUUAUCACUGCCUAUAGAUUCGUCUUUGCAGUUCCUGUCAUGGUUCCUCUUGCUCUCCUUGUUGAAAGGAAGAGGCCAAAACUGACUUGGGCCAUACUCUUCCAAGCAUUUCUUUGUGGGUUAUUUGGGGGAGCACUAUCUCAGAAUUUGUACAUUGCAAGCCUGGCUCUGACAUCUGCAACAUUUGUUUCUGCCAUGACCAAUCUCAUUCCAGUCACAACCUUCAUACUUGCUGUUUUUCUUAGAAUGGAAAAGCUAGCUUUUGGAACAAUGGCAGGAAAGGCAAAAGUCCUUGGGACGUUAAUAGGAAUAGGAGGGGCAAUGCUGCUCACAUUUUACAAAGGAGUACAGAUCAAGAUGUGGUCAACACAUAUUGACCUUGUGCAUCAUGGAGGCCGUGGGGCUUCAUCACAUUCAGCUUCUGCCCAUACUCUGUGGGGUGCCUUGCUGGCUUUUACCAGCUGCAUCACUUACACUUUGUGGUUGAUCGUUCAGGCUAAGAUGAGUAAAAAAUACCCAUGCCCUUACUCGACUACAGCUUUGAUGUGUGUAAUGGGAGCAAUACAAUCAAUUGUUUAUGCACUUUGCACAGAAAGAGAUUGGAGCCAGUGGAAACUAGGAUGGAAUGUUAGGCUUCUCACUGUUGCUUAUGCGGGAAUUGUAGUGUCUGGAUUGACAUGUGUUAUGGUCUGUUGGUGUGUGCGCAUCAAAGGCCCUCUCUAUGGAUCUAUUUUCAACCCUCUAAUGGUUGUUUUAGUUGCUUUGGCGGAGACUUUGUUUUUAGGAGCAAAGCUGUAUCUGGGAAGUAUAUUGGGAGCAGUGCUAAUAGUGCUGGGGCUGUAUGUUGUGCUUUGGGGUAAAGGCAAGGAGAUGGAGAAGGUAGCAGCACCAAGCAAAGAAGGGCCAUCAACAAGAUCCCUACCAGGUGAUGAAUCCAUCGAGAUCACUAUCAACUCUCCAAAUGGCAACAGUUCUAAUAACAAUCAAAACAACGUGUAGACCCGCCAAGGUUUCUCCAAGUGGAAAGGAAAGAUGAAGGAGAGAUAAAAGGGGGAGCUAGCAGACAGCAACACAAGAACCUUGAAUGAACUUGUUAGAGUUCGUGGCUGACAAUCAAUAAUUGGUUGAGUCAAACUACAUCAAUUUUGGCAAUUUUUGAUUCAUUACAGAAAUCAUUAUGCCAUUGUAAGUAAUUAUAUCUUUAAAUACCGUUUUCCUAUGCAAGUGCGAACAUUUGUUGGAGCAGUUACAUUAUUAGGAAAUUCAAAGUAGGCGGCUGCCACCGCUUGGGAAGGCCCAUGUGGGGCUUGGCCGCUCUCACUCAGAUGGCAGAUACGUAGUUCAAUGCAAUUUAAUGGGUAAAUUUCAAUCUGUUCCUUCCAUAAAUAAAAAACAACCCCAAGAUUGAAACAAGCAUUCCUUCCUCAAUCUCCUGAUCACUAGGAAAAGAAAAACAAAUCACAGAAAGAAAAAAAAUGGUGAUGAUGAAGAAGAAGAUGAUAGUUGCAGUCCUUAUUUUCUGCAUCAUCACUUCACAGAUGGAAAACGUCGAGCCACAGGUUGAUUGCUAUGACGCUUGUUCCACUGGCUGCGUUCAGAGCAACACGAGGCUUAUGCAGCGUUGUGAACGAAAGUGCCAGAUAAAGUGCGGUCCCGAUUCCAAGCUAGACGGGAAUUUGGGUUAGCUCUUGGAACAUCAAGGAGGCAUCGAAAAUGCAUCGAAUCAGCAUGUAUUUUGAUCUUUAUCUACUUGAUGUCAUUGAAUAAAGCAUAACGCUUCAAUGGAAGAAAUAAAGUUAGAUUAUGUACCCACAAGGAAACAAAAAUUAACUCUUGUAAUUUAUUGUAUGAAUUUUCUAAAGUGUUCGAGAUAAAAUUGAAAAUAAGAUUUAUA
Molecule: messenger RNA, 3441 nt
Organism: Theobroma cacao (cacao)
Lineage: Eukaryota; Viridiplantae; Streptophyta; Magnoliopsida; Malvales; Malvaceae
Source: RefSeq, a predicted model, not a curated record